This is a messenger RNA of Cryptomeria japonica (Japanese cedar), 1053 nucleotides long. Its product is annotated as AAA-ATPase At4g25835-like. The coding region runs from base 1 to 1053 and encodes 350 amino acids. The transcript is spliced from 2 exons. Lineage: Eukaryota; Viridiplantae; Streptophyta; Pinopsida; Cupressales; Cupressaceae. The record is from RefSeq and is a predicted model, not a curated record. Gene Ontology annotation, molecular function: ATP binding; ATP hydrolysis activity.
AUGUUGCUGCGUGAGCCUCCCAGAAUUCAAAGGAAAGCACGGAUGGAACAUGAACGAGCUGUACACGGACGCGGAAGAGUAAGUGAAAACUCUGGAAAGCGCCUCGGAAGCUCGCAAUCUAACGGCGUAUCGAGGCAUAAAUGCGAGAGAGUUGGGCAUCUCUCCCGACACAGAACAACUCAUCCACGACUCAUUCCGCGGAAUUUGAACCAUGUAUCCGAAAAGGCGGCGGAGCAUAAACUGGGCAAAAGGGAGCUCAAAUUAUAUACCAACAGUGGAGUUUGCGCCAUUCGUGGACAAGGAUGGAAUAGCAUGCCUUUCAAGCACCCAUCUACUUUUCAUACGCUCGCACUCGAUCCAUCCAUAAAGAAAACAAUUAUAAAUGAUCUUGAUCGAUUUAAGGCCGGAAAAGAUUUCUACCGACAGAUCGGUCGCGCCUGGAAACGCGGUUACCUUCUUCAUGGCCCUCCCGGAACGGGCAAGUCCAGCUUAAUUGCCGCCUUGGCAAACUACAUGAAAUAUGACAUCUAUGAUCUUGAACUCACUAAGGUCUCUCAUAACCAGGAGCUUCGUGCCCUUCUUACUCAGACCAAUGAAAAGGCCAUCAUUGUUAUCGAGGAUAUUGACUGCUCGCUUGAUCUUACGGACAGAGAGUGCAAGCAGCGAAGUCAACUUACCCUUUCUGGUUUGCUCAAUUUUACGGAUGGAUUGUGGUCUUGCUGCGGUGAGGAGCGUAUUAUUAUCUUUACUACUAACCACCCUGAACAUCUCGAUCCCCCUCUUCUUAGAUGUGGGAGAAUGGAUGUCCACAUUGAACUCUCUUACUGCAACUUCGCUGUUUUUAAAAUUCUCGCUUUCAAUUAUUUGAGAAUUGAAGGUCACGAACUUUAUGCUUUGGUGGAGGAGAAGAUCGCUUCCGGGGCCGAGAUGACUCCCGCUGAAAUUAUAGAAAUUCUGAUGAGUAAAGUGGACACUGCUGACGAAGCAAUGAGCAAUGUGGUUAGUGCUCUGGAUGCCAAAAUUAGGAAAAAUGCAUCACGAAGGCAGAGAUAA